AUGGAACCCUCCUGCUGCGUGAUGAAAGCGUACACGGCAACCUCCAUGCCGUCAGGCCUGUAUAAUUCGCGAGAUCCAACACUUAAGAGCCUUGAAGAGGUGCAGGACAUGAUAGAAAGAUUGCAGCAAACUCAGCUUCUUCAAGCGCAGCGCAUCACAGACCUCGAACGCCAACUCGAAUCGCACCGUGAAGGCAUAGCCGAGUUUCCCUUCUUCUCGCGUCUGCCACCUGAGCUGAGAUGCCAAAUAUGGGAAAUGGCGUUGCCAGUGCAGAUUUUCCGGCCGUUCCGCUUCCUUCAGCCUUCGUUUCUGGAAUGGACGAGUGUUCCUCCUCCAGUCAUCUCCCGUGUCUGCCGGGAAGCUCGAUACGUUGCACAACAGAAUGGCGCCCUAUAUUGCCAUGACUUUCUCGCCCCUCUAUCCUGGGCAUGGUUCAACGGGCACACAGACAUACUGGAUCUUUGUCCGUAUAACAUAGUGGGAAACAGCUUCACCUCUCUGCAGACAAAGCUUCUCGAAGAAACCAGGACCGUCUUGCUAGAUGUGAACUCUGUCAACAGUCUGUCGAUAAAAGUGUUGUUUGGUGAAGAAAGCCGCCUUCCAAACGUCCACACCAUCCACCUAAUGGCAGGCAACACAUUUCAGGCAGAAAGGCAAUCCUGGCAUCCUCAUGCAGUAGCUCGACUAUUUGGAAGCCAGUCAUUUGCCCAUGUCGAUAUAGAAGACGACGACGAGGUCGAGCGGCUUGAGCAACUGCUGAUCGAGAUGACCAGCGCGUCCGACGGUAGCUUCACGGACAAGUGGCAAAUGGAUGCCAUCACCAAGCUCCGGGCUCAAGUUCGACCGCCGGCUACCGUUAUGGAGCCCUGGAGAAAAGCAAAACAGCACAUCAUGCAAGGGUGGAUGUCGUACAAUGUCGGCGCUUCCUCGCUAGAAGUGUCCAGGAGCUGCGUUGAAGAAGACGGCAUGAUAAAGGAAGACGAGGUCAGAAAAUCGUAUCCCCAGAUGCCUAUAAUCAAGCUGGUGCAGGCAUUUGAGCUGGCGCCCGCUCCUAAAUUGGCGAAGUGGUACAAAGAUCAUGGAAGACAGAUUAUUGAAGAUUACCAGUAUCAUACAUAUAAUGCCAUUUCAGACAUGUCAUCACUUUUAAAUGAUUUGCUAUUGGAACAUCAUCGACGAAGAAGUUUAUGCUUCAGUCACCUGUUCAGUCACCUGCCAAACGCAAUCGACAAUCACUUGACCCAGAGCAGGGGAUACUCCCCUUCCCCUUGCGUCUUACUUCUCACUUUCAACGAACCAGAUUCCUCUUGUUUCGAGUCCGUCUAUCAGAGGCUUUCCUCGGGUUAAGGUCGAAUUGGCAUCAAACGUCCUUGCAUCGCACGACUAGCGCUGCAUCUAUAAAGAACGUGCCUGUUGCCUACUACCCAGCUUCAACGACUAAUUGACUAACUUUGCUGACCCAAAAAUCAUCAUUGAUUGCUUCUUCCAUUUACAAUAGUUAAUCAUGAAGCUCCUCAGUGUCAUUGGUGGCCUCUCCGGCUAUGCCGCCGCCCUCGAGCUCACCGCUCCGCUCUUCGGUGACGCGGGCAGCGUCGGUGAGAGGCGAAUCCCAUCGAGCUACGAGUCGGCCGUUAUGGGCCGUCGAGUUUUGGCUCUCACGAAGCUCGGUACCUUGUCCACUGUAUUUCCCAAGUCGUCAUCUUCUAGCGAUGCCGACACGGCGGAGAGACGACCGGACGGUCUCGAGGGUUUGCCCGUCGGGCUUCUUGAUUACAUAGCUGAUUGCGAAGAUGAAGGCAAUCCAACGAUUCUAGCCAUCAAGAUCGCUACCAGCUUCAAGAACGUCCGCGCUGGCUCCAACAUCACCCUGUCUGUGGAGUGGACUCCCCCGUACCCGCCGUCCAAGCGCAUCCCGCUUCUAUCCCGCCUCUCCGCGUACGUGCCGUUCUUAGGCAACAAGGACUACAACGAAGCCUCGCCUUUUGCCGAGUCAGACUCGCCUCCAGACACGGUGCCCUACUC
This is a messenger RNA of Trichoderma virens Gv29-8, 2022 nucleotides long. RefSeq lists its product as uncharacterized. The coding region runs from base 1 to 1347 and encodes 448 amino acids. Lineage: Eukaryota; Fungi; Ascomycota; Sordariomycetes; Hypocreales; Hypocreaceae. The record is from RefSeq and is a predicted model, not a curated record. The transcript is spliced from 4 exons.